CCUUGAAUUGGUUUUGUUCCAUCUCUAUCCUAUCCGAUGGGGAUAGCUCUAACCGUAUCUCUUUUCCCUUAACCGUGACAGGCAUCCAAUUUAUUAAAUGUUAGGAGGAGUUAGUGAAAUGGAAUGUAGAUCUAUAUACAAAGUGUUAGAUAAUUUGGGUGCUCAGAGAUCAGAAGAAGAUUUCAUAACCGUGAAAGAAGUGUUGGCCAUGGAGACCUCAAAGCCCAAGAGGAACAUGUAUGUCAUUGCCUGUGCAGUACUCGCAUCUACCAAUUCGGUUUUGUUGGGUUAUGAUAUUGGAGUGAUGAGCGGGGCCGUUCUGUUCAUUCGCAAGGAUCUGGACAUAAAAGACCUGGAGGUGGAGAUUCUGAUCGGCUCACUGAAUAUUAUAUGCCUUUUAGGGGCGGCUCUGGCUGGGAAAACGUCGGAUGCGGUGGGGCGAAGAUGGACAAUGGCUUUGGCUGCCCUCAUAUUUUUUGUCGGCGCAGUUGUGAUGUCGCUAGCGCCGUCUUUCGCGUGGCUCAUGGUGGGCAGAUUAGUGGCCGGCAUGGGCGUUGGCUACGCGCUCGUUAUUGCUCCCGUCUACACGGCCGAGGUGGCUCCUGCCUCCACCCGCGGAACGCUCACCUGCUUUCCCGAGAUCUUUAUUAACUUGGGAAUUCUGCUGGGCUACGUUGCCAACUAUGCAUUUCAGGGCUUGCCGGCGCAUUACAGCUGGCGGGUGAUGCUGGGUAUGGGUGUCAUUCCUCCCUUUUUCAUCGGCGUCUUUGUGCUCUUCAUGCCCGAGUCUCCACGGUGGCUCAUCAUGAAGAACCGCAACGAGGACGCCAUGAAAGUGCUACUCAGAACCUCCGACAGUGAAGCCGAGGCAGAGGAGCGGCUGGCGCAGAUCAUGGAAGGAAUUCAGUACGCUCAGAAGAAUCUCAAGAAAGGAGGUCAGAGCUCGGAGGUGGAUCCGUUGAAAAGCGAGGGAGAGGGAACAUGGGGAGAAUUGAUAUUCAAGCCAACGCUGACUAUUAGGCGUAUGCUGAUGGUUGGUUUGGGCGUGCAAUUCUUCCAGCAGGCCUCGGGCAUUGAUGCCACCGUCUAUUACAGCCCCGUUACUUUCAAGAAGGCAGGAAUUAAGAGCCAAAACGCCAUACUCGGGGCGACAAUGGCCAUGGGAUUCGUCAAGACCGGAUUUAUUGUAUUGGCCGCGUUUUUCAUAGACAAAGUGGGGCGGAGGCCGCUGUUGCUCACCAGCACAGCCGGUUCGACUUUAUCCCUGGCGGGUCUGGCCUUGUGUCUCAUCGUUGUGGGCAAAACGUCCGGCUCAGCCCACGAAGCCUUCGCAUUUUUAGCUGUGAUUGCAGCGUGUUCUAAUGUUGCCUUCUUUUCCAUCGGGCUGGGUCCUGUUAACUGGGUAAUGGGGGCCGAGAUAUACCCUCUUCGCCUCCGGGCCAAGGCGGCUGGAAUUGGUGUAGGGGUUAACAGACUUGUGAGUGGAGUGGUUUCUAUCACAUUUCUAAGCUUUUCCAAGGCAAUCAGUGUGCCUGGUGUCUUCUUUUUCUAUGCGAGCUUUUCUUUUCUGGCAGUGGGGUUUGUGUAUUGGUUUGUGCCGGAGACCAAAGGUAAAACACUGGAAGAGAUUGUGGAAUUCUUCAACAUCAGAUCUUCGGGAAAGACGGCUACUCCCAGCGAAUUGGAGCUUGGGAAUGGCAAAAGCAGUACAAGACCGACAGAGGCAACACAAGCUACAGAGCCUACGGAAUCAAAAGCGUAAUGGAUUGCUUAAACUUGAAACUGAAAAGAAAAACUGCCAUCGCAUUGUUGCUUAUAUUAGAAAUAACAAUGCGACAAGUACGCCAUUAAUUUGUAUGAUUGAUUUUAAAUUGUAUGAGUUAAAGGGACGUAAUCAGUUACAGAUAAUUUGUUUAGCUUUGGAUGUACAUAAAAGAUGAAUUUAUUUUAAUCCAGGAGAGGUCCGCCCGGACAAAAGACUGAAGGGAACGAUAGGUAACGGGUUAAUCUCGAAGUAGAUGAAUCUGUAAAGCGAAUGUUAAAAACAGUGGAGAGUGGGGACUAAUUGAGAGGACAUAUUAUGAACCA
Molecule: messenger RNA, 2088 nt
Organism: Cryptomeria japonica (Japanese cedar)
Lineage: Eukaryota; Viridiplantae; Streptophyta; Pinopsida; Cupressales; Cupressaceae
Product: probable polyol transporter 4
Exons: 2
Coding region: 98-1762 (554 amino acids)
Biological process (GO): transmembrane transport
Cellular component (GO): membrane
Molecular function (GO): myo-inositol:proton symporter activity
Source: RefSeq, a predicted model, not a curated record